Molecule: messenger RNA, 3645 nt
Organism: Orycteropus afer afer
Lineage: Eukaryota; Metazoa; Chordata; Mammalia; Tubulidentata; Orycteropodidae
Gene: ADAMTS14
Product: ADAM metallopeptidase with thrombospondin type 1 motif 14
Exons: 22
Coding region: 1-3645 (1214 amino acids)
Biological process (GO): proteolysis; extracellular matrix organization
Cellular component (GO): extracellular matrix
Molecular function (GO): metalloendopeptidase activity
Source: RefSeq, a predicted model, not a curated record
AUGGCUCCGCUGCGAGCGCUGCUGUGCUGCCUGCUUCCUCUGCACUGCGCGCUCUGCGCCGCUGCGGGCAGCAGGACCCCAGAACUGCACCUCUCCGGAAAGCUCCAUGACUAUGGUGUGACAGUGCCCUGCAGUACAGAUUUUCAAGGACGCUUCCUCUCCCAUGUGGUGUCUGGCCCAGUAGCAGUCUCUGCAAGAAGCACAGUGAUGGGUAGGCCACCUGCACCACCGUCACACUCCAGGCCCCGCCGGGUGGCUCGCAGCUCCCUGCGCCCUGACAGAGGCACCCUGCAGCCUGGCAGGGUGGGACGCCACUCCCUCUACUUCAAUGUCACUGUUUUUGGGAAGGAACUACACUUGCACCUGUGGCCCAAUCGGCGGUUGGUGGUGCCAGGAGCCUCAGUGGAGUGGCAGGAGGACUUUCAGGAGCUAUUCCGGCAGCCCUUAUGGCAGGAGUGUGUCUACACUGGAGGUGUCACAGGCAUGCCAGGGGCAGCUGUCGCCAUCAGCAACUGCGAUGGAUUGGCUGGCCUGAUCCGCACAGACAGCACUGACUACUUCAUUGAGCCUCUGGAGCGGGGGCAACAGGAGAAGGAGGCCAGCGGGAGGACACAUGUGGUGUACCGUCGGGAGGUCAGCCAGCAGAAGUGGGCAGAGCCUCACAGGGACCUUCACAAUGAAGCCUUUGGCCUGGGUGACCUUCCCAACCUGCUGGGCUUGGUAGGGGACCAGCUGGGUGAUGUGGAGCGGAAACGGCGCCAUGCCAAGCCGGGCAGCUACAGCAUCGAGGUGCUGCUGGCAGUGGAUGACUCGGUGGUGCGCUUCCAUGGCAAGGAGCACGUGCAGAACUACGUCCUCACCCUCAUGAACAUCGUAGAUGAGAUAUACCAUGAUGAGUCCUUGGGAGUCCACAUCAAUAUCGCUCUUGUCCGUUUGGUUAUGGUCGGCUACCGCCAGUCCCUGAGCCUGAUCGAGCGUGGAAACCCCUCACGCAGCCUGGAGCAGGUCUGUCGCUGGGCACACUCCCAGCAGCGCCAGGACCCCGGCCACGCUGAGCACCAUGACCACGUCAUCUUCCUCACUCGGCAGGACUUUGGGCCCUCAGGGUAUGCACCCAUCACUGGUAUGUGCCACCCACUGAGAAGCUGUGCCCUCAACCAUGAAGAUGGCUUCUCCUCAGCCUUUGUGGUGGCCCAUGAGACUGGCCAUGUGCUUGGCAUGGAGCACGACGGCCAGGGGAAUGGCUGUGCCGAUGAGACCAGCCUGGGCAGCGUCAUGGCACCCCUGGUGCAGGCGGCCUUCCACCGCUUUCACUGGUCCCGCUGCAGCAAGCUGGAGCUCAGCCGCUACCUCCCCUCCUAUGACUGCCUUCUGGAUGACCCCUUUGAGCCAUCUUGGCCCCGGCCCCUGGAGCUGCCUGGGAUUGAGUAUUCAAUGGAUGAGCAGUGCCGCUUUGACUUUGGCACCGGAUACCAGACCUGUGCAGCGUUCAGGACCUUUGAGCCCUGCAAGCAGCUGUGGUGCAGCCACCCGGACAACCCAUACUUCUGCAAGACCAAGAAGGGGCCCCCGCUGGACGGGACUGAGUGUGCACCAGGCAAGUGGUGCUUCAAAGGUCACUGCAUCUGGAAGUCUCCGGAACAGAUGUACGGCCAGGAUGGAGGCUGGAGCUCGUGGACCAAGUUUGGAUCGUGCUCAAGGUCAUGUGGGGGUGGCGUGCGAUCUCGCAGCCGGAGCUGUGACAACCCCCCCCCAGCCUAUGGAGGCCGCCUGUGCUCAGGGCCUAUGUUCGAGUACCAGGUCUGCAACAGUGAGGAAUGCCCGGGGCCCUAUGAGGACUUCCGUGCCCAGCAGUGCGCCAAACGCAACUCCUACUACACCCACCAGAACACCAAGCACAACUGGGUCCCCUACGAGCCUGAGGAUGAUGGCCAGAAGUGUGAGCUGAUCUGUCAGUCGGCAGACACAGGCGAUGUGGUGUUCAUGAACCAAGUAGUUCACGAUGGAACGCGCUGCAGCUACCGUGACCUGUAUAGUCUCUGCGCCCGUGGCGAGUGCGUGCCUGUCGGCUGUGACAAGGAGGUCGGGUCCAUGAAAGCAGAUGACAGGUGUGGAGUAUGUGGAGGUGACAACUCCCACUGCAGGACCGUGAAGGGAACGCUGGGCAAGGCCUCCAAGCAGGCAGGACCUCUCAAGCUGGUGCAGAUUCCGGCAGGUGCUAGGCAUAUUCAGAUUGAGGAGCUGGAGAGGGUCCCCCACAGCAUUGCGGUGAAGAACCAGGUCACAGGCAGCUUCAUCCUCAACCCCAAGGGCAAGGACGCCACCAGCCGGACCUUCAUGGCAAUGGGCCUGGAGUGGGAAUACGUGAUGGAGGAUGCCAAGGAAAGCCUCAAGACCAGUGGGCCCCUGCCCGAAGCCAUCGCCGUCCUGGUGCUUUCCCCAGGGGAGAGUGGCCCCCGAAGCAGCCUGGCCUACAAGUACGUCAUCCAUGAGGACCUGCUGCCCCUUAUCGGGAGCAACAAUGUGCUCCUGGAGGAGACGGACACCUACGAGUGGGCGCUCAAGAGCUGGGCUCCCUGCACCAAGGCCUGUGGAGGAGGUAUCCAGUUCACCAAAUACGGCUGCCGGCGCCGACGGGAUCACCACAUGGUGCAGCGGCACCUGUGUGACCACAGGAAGAGGCCCAAGCCCAUCCGACGGCGCUGUAACCAGCACCUGUGCGCCCAGCCCUCGUGGGUGACAGAGGAAUGGAGCACCUGCAGCCGGAGCUGUGGGAAACUGGGGGUACAGACUCGAGGUGUGCAAUGCAUGCUACCUCUGCCCAACAGCACCCACAAGGCCAUGCCAGCCAAGGCCUGCCCCGGGGACCGGCCUGAAGGCCGGCGGCCCUGCCUCCGCGUGCCCUGCCCAGCCCAGUGGCGCACUGGAGCCUGGUCUCAGUGUUCCUCCACCUGUGGAGAGGGCAUCCAGCAGCGACAAGUGGUGUGCCGGACCAAUGCCAACAGUCUGGGGCAGUGUGAGGGGGACAAGCCAGACACUGUCCAAGUCUGCAGCCUACCUGCCUGUGGAGGAGGUGUCCAGAACUCCACAGCAAAGCCUGACAUCAGGGAACUUGUCACCCCAAAGUGGACCCCACCAUCUGGGCCCCUCCAUCCUGUUAACAAAAUAUCAUCGACGGAGCUCUGUAUGGGGGACAAGUCCAUCUUCUGCCAGAUGGAGGUGCUGGAUCACUACUGCUCCAUCCCCAGCUACCACCAGCUCUGCUGUGAGUCCUGUACCAAGAAGGAGCCUGGCCUGGCCUCACCACCACCCUUCUCCACCCCUGGGAACCCUUUCCCAGGACCCAAGUCCCUUCCAGAUGCUGUGGAGCCCACAGGGGGACCACCAGAACCAGACGGUCAUCAGCUUGGUCUAACCACACAGCUUCCAGACCUUCUGGACACAAGUUCCUCUGUGACCCAGCACCGCCCUGCCCCCCAGAAACUGAGCACUAGAGCAUCCUGGGGCACCUCGCUUACCACGCUCCAGGGAUGGCCUUGGGGCUGGACUGAGGCACCAAUAUCAGCCUCUGAGAAUAAAGCGCAGCCCAAAGAAGACCGGAAGCCUGCAGGCACUGGCCACCCCACCACCUCCCUGGUGACUUGA